AUGAAUGAAUUAUAUGUAUUCAUGAAUGAGUUAAAAUCAAUGAUUUUCAUUAAUGAAGCCUUUAAUGAUUCAUUUACUGUUGAAUCCCUUAAUUCAAUUACUGAACUGUCGUUAAUGAAAGGUACGCUGCAAACCGUCGAGUUUGGAUCAAAUGCCGUAGUCGGCUGGGGAGUAUUAAUUAUAUAA
Messenger RNA from Trichomonas vaginalis G3, 186 nucleotides. RefSeq lists its product as uncharacterized. Lineage: Eukaryota; Parabasalia; Trichomonadida; Trichomonadidae. The record is from RefSeq and is a predicted model, not a curated record. The transcript has a single exon. Bases 1 to 186 code for a protein of 61 amino acids.